Messenger RNA from Suillus subaureus, 1608 nucleotides. RefSeq names its product general substrate transporter. Gene Ontology annotation, biological process: transmembrane transport. The coding region runs from base 1 to 1608 and encodes 535 amino acids. Gene Ontology annotation, cellular component: membrane. NCBI's taxonomy places the organism in Eukaryota, Fungi, Basidiomycota, Agaricomycetes, Boletales, Suillaceae. The record is from RefSeq and is a predicted model, not a curated record. Gene Ontology annotation, molecular function: myo-inositol:proton symporter activity. The transcript has 9 exons.
AUGACCCAGUCUUCUUUUAACGAGAAGUGCCAAACGACAGCUGAGUCGUAUGAAGUUCAAGGAAACGCUGCCGGGGAUGUUUCGCAAUACGCAGCUGUAGCAGAGGUCGAGAAACACACGACUUGGUUUGUCUGGCUUCUUGUGGCUUGUUGUACAAUAUCAGGGUUGUUGUUUGGUUAUGAUACUGGUGUAAUUUCCGGUACUCUAGUUACCAUCAAUGGGGAUCUUGGGCCGGCUCAAUUAUCAGACGGACAGAAGGAAUUCAUCACGUCUGCCACCACAUUGGGCGCAUUACUCGGGGGCCUUGCUGCUGGUGCUAUAUCAGACUGGACGGGCCGUCGACCCGUCCUUGGCAUCGCAGACAUCAUCUUCAUCGGCGGAGCUCUCGGACAGGCAGUCUGCCAUACGGUUUGGAGUAUGAUUGGUUGCCGGCUCCUCAUCGGUAUCGGCGUGGGUCUUGCAUCCUGCAUCGCACCUCUGUAUAUACAAGAGCUGUCACCUACACGCCUGCGCGGGCGCAUGGUUGUUUUGAACGUUGUAAUGAUCACCUUUGGGCAGGUAGUUGCAUAUGGAAUCGAUGCAGGCUUUUCAAAUGUGAGUGGUGGUUGGAGGUGGAUGGUUGGACUUGGUACCGUCCCAGCUGGUAUUCAAUUGAUAUUUUUGGCGUUCUUACCGGAGAGUCCAAGGAUACUUAUCCGGAAGGGCAAUAUAGAGGCUGCGCACAGAGUGUUGGAACGUGUCUACUCGCAAGCCACGGCUGAACAGAUUGAUUUACAGCUCCAGGUUCUCCGAGCAUCGGUACAGCAGAGUAUCGAUAUCGCAAAUUCCACAACCUUCUUUGAGCGCUUUAAGUCCAUGAUCACUGUUCCCGUAAAUCGUAGAGCACUGAUCAUCGGGUGCGGCAUGCAAGCGUUCCAACAACUCUGUGGAUUCAAUACACUCAUGUAUUACUCUGCAUCACUCUUCCAGGAGAUAGGGUUCGACCAGCCUACGGCGGUUGGACUCAUUGUCAGUGGGACAAAUUUCAUCUUCACGCUUUUUGCGUUGAAGUAUAUUGAUCUCGUGGGACGACGGAGGAUCAUGGUGUUCUCUGCACCGGGCAUGGUUUUUGGCCUCACCCUUGCCAGCAUCGCGUUCUACUAUAUGACACUGCAUACAGGUGGCGAUCUAGUCAAUGGCGCGUCUUACUCCAGAUCAUGGUCAGCGAUUGUCCUUCUCUCUAUGAUCAUCUUCGUCGCAUCGUAUGCAACGGGCUUAGGAAACGUCCCGUGGCAGCAAGGCGAGCUCUUCGGACUCGAAGUCCGCGGCAUCGGCACAUCGCUCUCGACUGCGACAAACUGGGCUAGCAACCUUCUCAUUGGCUCUACAUACCUCUCUCUCAUGGCGAAAAUUACCCCCGCCGGUGCAUUCGGGUUCUAUGCAGGACUGUGCCUAUUAGGAUGGCUGUUUUGCUUGUUUUGCUUCCCUGAGAUUGCUGGGCUGAGCCUCGAGGAGGUCCAGGGGAUCUUUCAGGAUGGUUUUGGGAUCCGAGAGAGCCAGAGAAUGAGGAAUCAAAAGCGAGAGAUGAGGAUGCAGCAAGAUAUCAAAGCAGGGCGGGGAGAUGCGUGA